ACCCCAAGUAAAAUCCUUAGUGCCCUUUCCCCUCUUUCGUACAGGAGAUUGUCAGAUCCCUUCCCUAUAAAGGAUAGUACAGAUGGGAAACUGAGGCACAAUUUAAGGGUUCAGAUGUCAACUUGCUCCAUGAUUCUCUGCAGCUUUGGAGGUCCUAUGAGUUCCCGCCAUCACCUCCAUUCUUCCCAGUCUUGUAAGGAGGCUCCAGGAGGAGUUUGGGAGGAGUGGCUGUGAGAGGAGGAGCAGCUGGGACUGAGUCAUGGCAGGAAACAGGAGGGCGGGAGAUAGAUAUAAAGAGAGACAGCAGGCCUUGAAGUUCACAGCAGCAGUGGCAGCAGCCAGAGGAGCAGGCUUGCAGCAGUGUCCAGCCCUUCAAGUCCAGACGUGCCUGGGACUACCAGCUUCUGGGUGGCCAGUGCCCAGUUCUUGCCCCAGGAUGGGGACCAUGUCCAGAGCAGCCUUGGUCUUGGCCUGCUUGGCUCUUGCUUCUGCUGCCUCUGAGGGAGCCUUCAAGGCUUCAGGGCAGAGAGAGAUGAAGCCAGAGCCCCUCUUCCAGCACUUUCAUGAAGUAGGCUACGCAGCGCCCCCUGCCCCGCCGCAAGCCCAGAGACUCCGCACAGACCACUCGGAAGCCUCUUUGCAUGACCCUCCCCUCUUUGAGGAGCAAAGGGAAGUGCAGCCCCCUCUGGCUCCAGAAGACAGCCCUGUCUACAAGGAAGAGUGGCCGGCUUUCCCAAGCCCUACUGAAGACAAAGUGGGCUAUCCCGUCCCUCAAGAAGCCAUCCCCCUGCAGGAGCAGCAGCCCGCCCGCCAGGUCCCUAUUGAACAGAAGGAAAUAGGCCCUCCUGUCCAACAUCAGGAAGAGACCGUCCAGGCCAGCCAGAAGGAGGAGCCGCCAGCUGCCCUGGGUGCCCAGCGCCCCCCGCAGCCCCGGAGUCCGCCCCCGCAGUGCCAGCAGGGCCGGAGGGGAGUCUGGGGCCACCGGCUGGACGGCUUCCCUCCUGGACGGCCUUCUCGGGACAACCUGGCCCAGAUCUGCCUCCCCGAGCGGCGGCACGUGGUGUACGGCCCCUGGAACCUGCCGCAGACCGGCUACUCGCACCUCAGUCGCCAGGGAGAGACCCUCAACUUGCUGGAGACCGGCUACUCCCGCUGCUGCCGCUGCCGCAGCUCCACAAACCGCCUGGACUGCGCCAGGCUCGUGUGGGAGGACGCGAUGACCCGGUUCUGUGAGGCCGAGUUCUCCGUCAAGACCCGACCCCACUGGUGCUGCAAACAGCGUGGGGAGGAGCGCUUCUCUUGCUUCCAGAAGGAGGCUCCUGGCCCCCACUACCCGCCGCGGCCGUGCCCCGGCCUCCAGACUGGCAUGUCCUCGGGGCCCCAGCUGGCCUUCCCCCCGGGGCUGCCCACACCGGACAAUGUCAAAAACAUCUGCCUCCUGAGACGCCUCCGCUCCGUGCCACGCCACCUCCCGGCCACCGACCCCGUCCUGAGGCAGCUGCAGGCCCUCACCCGGCUGGAGACGGCCUUCCAGCCUUGCUGUCGCCAGGGCCACAACCACACCUGCGCACUGAAGGCCGUAAGUGGCGUCCCGGCCGCCCGGAGCCCACCCGCCCGCCCAGCUCCAACUGCUGACUCUACAGCGGUCCGUCCUCCGUCCGUCCUCCCGCGGUGGGAGGAUACCCUGGAUGGAUACUGCGAUCGGGAGCUGGCUAUCAAGACCCACCCCCACCCGUGCUGCCACUACCCUCCUAGCCCUUCCCGGGAUGAGUGCUUUGCAGGCCUAGCUCCCUAUCCCAACUAUGACCGGGAUGUCUUGACCCUUGACCUCAGUCGAGUCACCCCCAACCUCAUGGGCCAUCUCUGUGGAAAUGGAAGAGUUCUCACCAAGCAUAAACAGAUCCCCGGGCUGAUCCGGAACAUGACUGUCCGCUGCUGUGAGCUGCCGUUUCCCGAGCAGGCCUGCUGUGGUGAAGAGGAGAAACUGGCCUUCAUUGAGGAUCUCUGCGGCCCCCGGAAGAACUCCUGGAAAGACCCUGCCUUCUGCUGUAUUCUGUCUCCUGGGGAUGAGCAAGCCAACUGCUUCAACACCAACUACCUAAGGAAUGUGGCUUUAGUGCCUGGAGACACUGAGGAUGCCACAGGCCAGGGCCAGGGGGAGCGGGGCCCAACUCAGGGAACAAAUGUCAGCCCCAGCCCCAGAUCCAAGAAGAGUGAGUCACUGGGAGCCUUCAGAGCCUCGGAGGAUUAGAUGGGGGCCCCACCCUCCUCCACCCUCCUUGCACACUCAUUAACAAUAAAUGCCUCUUGGAUUUGGCA
Meriones unguiculatus (Mongolian gerbil) is the source of this 2319-nucleotide messenger RNA. RefSeq names its product extracellular matrix protein 1 (gene Ecm1). Gene Ontology annotation, biological process: regulation of bone mineralization; signal transduction. The record is from RefSeq and is a predicted model, not a curated record. The transcript is spliced from 11 exons. Gene Ontology annotation, cellular component: extracellular region. NCBI's taxonomy places the organism in Eukaryota, Metazoa, Chordata, Mammalia, Rodentia, Muridae. Bases 260 to 2251 code for a protein of 663 amino acids.